Messenger RNA from Linum trigynum, 6714 nucleotides. Lineage: Eukaryota; Viridiplantae; Streptophyta; Magnoliopsida; Malpighiales; Linaceae. The record is from the annotation of a GenBank genome assembly.
GCAGAGUUAGCAAGUCAAUAUCAAAGAGGAAAAUUAAGAUCUACAAACUCAAUCCUCUCUCUCGAUCUUUUUCAAAACUCAAGAACUUUGAGAACUAUUGGGCUAUUUUUUUUUUAAUUUUCGAGCAUUUUUAUUUAAGUGUUAAGUAAAUCAUUAAUCAUUUAAACUGAAAGAGAAAAUGACUCACACCCAUGACCCAACCAAGCAUUACAUUAUUUACGUGUGAUGUGGGUGGGUUGAGUUGAAUGAUUGCGGAUGAUGGUGGCUGGUUGGAUUCGGUGGGUUUACAACAUUAAUUUCGUAUGAUCACAUAAUUUCAAUAGUUUGAAACUUAAAAUGAAAGAAAUUUUCAAACUUUAUAAUUCUUGAUCCAUAAAUUAGGUGAAUAAUUUAUUUCACAAUAUUGGUAUUGGUAAUUGUCGGUAAAUUACAAAAUAUUCAUCUGACAACACAUGGUUGAAGCCUGAUAAUAACUAAAGUUAAAGAAAACACUAGGCGUCAAAACGCCUCACCCCUUGUACAAACUACUAUUUAUGCUUCUACACUAUAGGAGAACAGGUGUCUAGUCACGAUAUCUUAUUCACGGUAGUGUUUCCCGUACUUAGAGGUAUAUUGAAACCUCAAAUUGUUGAACCAUUAUGCGCCCAAUAAUUUCCACUUUUCCUCCAUGUGGCAAGGAACGGCAUGCGGAUCAAUAUUCUUGCAGAAAGUGGGAAAUGCUUAGCGUUGAUGAUGGUGGCGUUAUGAUGACAACUUUGGAGUGGGGGAAUAAGAAAGAACAGCAGAAUAGCAGUUCUAAAUGCGAAUGCGAAUGCUCGCCGAAGGAGGACAUGUGCCGAAAAAAAGCUUGACAAGGUCACAAGGCAUUUGAAGAACAUAUUCUUUCCCCUGUAAAAAAAAGCUUGACAAGUUAGUCGAAAAAAAGAUAGCUCGAAUAUAAUGAAAAUAUUAUUGAAGAUGCGGUUAGUAUCUCAAUACGGGUAGGAAUUCGCGGUUAAAUUGCUAAUCACAUCGGAAUGAUACGGUUAGUGAUUAACCAUCGACCGAAAGAAUAGUCUAUUUUACGAUCGCGGUUAGCAAUACUGCAUGUUUCAUAGUUUGUGAUUUUCCAACCGCAACGGAAUAACAUGUAAUCAUGUAAUCGCAGUUUAAUCGGAUACUAACCGUCAAACACAAUCAAUCAUGAAAAAUAAACAACGCAAAACACUAGAUUUACGUGGUCUCCCCAACGUAUGAACGAUGGGACUAGUCCACUGCACAAGGCGAUUGAUAUGUUAUUAAUUAUGUAGUGUUCCACCGAAUAGAACCCACAUACACACGGAUUCAACUACACACACAUAUAUAUAAGUGGCUUCUAUUGUAUCUUGGGUAAAAUCUAGGGUACGUCAUACAUUGAGUGAGGAAACACUAUCUAGACCUCGAAUUAACCGGAUUUUAGGGCAUGAUACCCUAACCCUUGAUGAGUGAUCCUAGGUCUUAGUUAUCUAAAUCAUAGAGCCUAACCCCUAAGAUUGUACAUGUAAUUUGUUGCAUAUAUUUCGAAGAAUCAUGACCGUCGAUUUUCGUUUCUAAUUAACUUGAUCUUAGUGUAUGAGAUUUAUAGAAUUAAGACCUAGAUUUUAAUCUUUGAGAGUUUAGGAAUAGUACUUGAUGCCAAACUCCGGUCAAUUCAAGGUAUAGAUAUUAUUUUUUUACUCAAGAUAUGUCAUACAUUUGAUUUUACCCAAGUUGAAGUUACGAUAAAACCACCCAUAUAUAUAUGGUGGCUACUUCGGUGCACUCACUUUUUUGGAUGCACUCAGUGCACCCAACUCUAAAAGCGUCCAUAAUACAUCAAAUUUUGAACUUUAAUUAGUACUCUCAAUCUAAUAUGAUGAUAUGACAUAAAAUCAUAACAAAUCAAUCCAUUACCCUAACCCCCUUAACCUUCAAUUUUGAAUCCCAAUCCAAAAUCCCAAAUUAUAAACCUAAACCCUGACCCUAAAUCCCUAAAUCCUUCGAAUUAAAGUUAAUUUUGAAUGAAUUUUUUUUUAAAUUCAUGUGCUUCUUGUUCAUAAUAUCAUAAGCAACAAUUGAUACCAUUUUGACAUGAACCGCAUGGUCAGAAUGAUAAUUAUGAGGCAGGUGCACUGAGUGCACCCGAAAAAGUGGGUGCACCGAAUACUCCACCAUAUAUAUAUAUAUUGACAUGUCUCUUAACCCUACUCCAUUUCACGACUCCUCGACUACAUAGUAGUCUACCCGAUUCUCGUAUGAAUAUGAUAAAACUCAAACUAUAUUAAAUAAGAUAAUAAAUAUGAACUAUCUGACCCCAACCCUCCGAACUAUUGCCAUCCAAGACGAGACUAAUCAGACCAAUGUGAAAGGAGGAAUCCAUGCCUUUGCAUUUCGCGUUUUUGGGAACUACCACAGGAUUAUACGAAACCAGUUAGCACUGCCCAGAAAAAGGAACACACUAGCACACUUAUGACUCAUGCUUCCAACAAAUUAACUUGACUCCUUCAUUGGGAAACAUAUCUAUCAACGUAUAAAAUGAUAGAAGAUAGGAUCAGUGAAAAGCCUUUCUACAUUGCAUAAAUCAAGGUUGUUCCAUUUUAGUGCUAACAACCGUAUUUAUGUACUUCUAGUAUUGAAAGUCUACGUCCACCUUUCAUUAAUUUCCGCAAGAAUUGUAAAAUCGUAUUUGAAAUUGUACUGAAAAAGGUCAACAAUACAGUAUUUUGUAUUGAAACAGUGAGUUAAUUAUUUCAUAUCGUUGAAAUCAACUAACGGUUGCGACUUCGAUAAAUAAUUUUUUUUCAAUCGCACUGCCGGUGUAGUACGGAUAUUACAUAUUUUGUGUUGUUACAUGUUACGAGUGAGAAGGGUUAAUCACUAAUCAGUAAAGACGACGAGCGAAUUUCAUCUAGAAGCCCACAGUCCAAUCUAGGUCCCGUCCAAAUCCGGUCCAAACCUGAUCCAGUGGGCCAAUCUACAGCCCACUCCUUUUCACGGUAGUAGGAGUCAAGACAAACUCAAAACGCUCCUCCAAAUUUCGAAUGAGGAGUUGCAGAGCGCGAAAUUUGAAGCUCUCUCUCUCUCUCUCUCUCUUCCCCAGUAAUUAACAAUUGGUUUUGGCUCUACUGAUUUCGAGUUUGAAAUCUCUCCUCUUCCUCCUUUUCUUUUGUCCGUGUCUUGGGAAGAGAAGAAGAGAAGGUCCAUUCUCCAUUCCCAACAGCAACUUGUUCCUUUUCUUUUCUUUCCUCGCUCCUUUUUGUCAAUUUCUAUGCAUUGUUAUUAGCGUUCCUAAUCUCACCCCUCUUCUCUCUCUCUCUCUCUCCAUUUGAAAUCACUAAACCAGAGGGCUCAGGUGGCCACCGAGAAAAGAAGAAGAAGAAUGGCUUCGUAGAAAGUUGCGGAAGAAAAUGUAAUCAGACGACGGAAACCAUGCAAAGCCGUCGUCUCUUCCUCUUUCAACUUGCUUUGAUUCCGGUACUGCGUUAUUCCUAGUCCGACUUUGUUUCAAGUGUUAGGGUUUGCUGUUAGUACUGAUUGGGAUUAUUUGUUCCGGAUCAGUAUCCGCAGCAAUAGCUAGAAGCAUAAUUACGUUUUUCGUUACCGAGUAGCAUUGUGUUUGGCUUCUGAGAUAGUUCAUAGUGUUGGUGAAGAUAGAAACUUUUGGAAUUAGGGUUUAAAAUUCUGUAUUUACAUUGUCUUUUUGGUGAAUUAGAAACUCUGGAGUUUAUGGUUUAACAUUGUUAUGAUGCUAUUCGCAGAGUUAGUUUGUUGAAGUACUGAGAAAAGGAGGAAAGGAUGAACUACAGACGGAGUGGUUCCGUUCUUUAGAAGCGCUUUUGGAUAGUAUUCGGGAUUUGGGCAACGGGGUGCAGUUCAAGAUGAAGGCACAUACGGUAGCAAGAGGGAGAGGAACUUCGAGGGUCACAUCGCAGCAGUCUAAUUUCGAGCUGAAGCACAAAGUGGUGCUUGCACUGAACAAGCUUGCGGAUCGUGACACCUGCCACUUAGGCGCGGACGAGCUUGAGAGAGUGGCUGAAUCUCUAACCCCAGAUGGGAUUGCGCCGUUCCUGUCGUGUAUACUGGACACUGAUAAGGAGCAAAAGAGUGCAGUUAGGAAGGAAUGUGUUAGACUGAUUGGUAUGGUGGUGACAUUUCAUGGGAGUUUUGUCGCGCCACAUCUUGCUAAGAUGGUUGGUAGCGUCGUGAGGAGGCUUAAGGAUUCGGAUUCGGUUGUGAGGGAUGCGUGUGUUGAGACGAUGGGUGUUUUGGCUUCUACGGUUAGUAACCAUGGGGAUGAAUCUGAUGGGGAUUUUGUUGUGUUGGUGAAGCCCCUUUUCGAAGCUUUGGGUGAACAGAAUAAAUACGUGCAGUCGGGUUCAGCAUUGUGCUUGGCUAAAGUCAUUGACAAUACUCAGGAUCCUCCAGCUCCCAUUUUGCAGAGGAUGUUGACUAGGAUUAUGAAGUUGCUUAAGAGUCCACACUUCAUGGCUAAACCAGCAGUGAUUGAGUUGACUAGAAGUAUUCUUCAGGCAGGUGGUGCACCAUCGCAAAAUGUUUUAGCUGCUGCAAUGACUAGCAUCCAAGAAGCUCUAAAAAACAGUGACUGGACCACACGCAAGGCAGCUUCCGCAGCUCUAGGAGAAAUUGCUGAUGGUGGCGGGUCUUGCUUGGGUUCUUUCAAAGCUUCCUGCAUUCGAUCCCUAGAAUCAUGCCGUUUUGAUAAAGUGAAACCUGUUAGGGACAGUGUACUUCAUGCCAUACAGUACUGGAAAAGUCUUCCUGGGACUGAUGCUCCAGAAGCUUCUGAAACGGGGUCCUCUAUCAAAGAAAACUUUUGUGGAGGUGAGUACAGUGACAUCACAAGUACCAGUGGUUCUGCACAGAAAGAUGUCAUAAUAAUGAAUAAAGUUGUAACAGACCCAACUAAGAGAAGGAUUCCUUUGUCCGUAAAGAGAGGGUGCCAGAAUUACACAGACUCGCCACAGUCUAAAUCAGACGAUUGGCAUAUUGAAAUCGCAGUUCCUAAACAUCAUGAUUUGCCUUUGCCGGAUCAUCAGAAUGAGGAAUCUGAGGGUAGUAGCUCUAUUACGAGGACUUUAGAGAGAACGAGCAUUGACAUUUGCAGUGCUCCUGAUGUUAGCUGUGAAUAUGUGCCAAUGGAUGACAAACAGGACUGUUUUUCAGCGUCCAAGAGAAGUUCAGUUCAUCACGACUCUCUCGAGAGUGGUGCUCUACUGAAAGUAAUGGGAAGACGCCAGCAUGUUGCAGCUGCAGGGAUGAAUACUGAAGACGUGUAUUGUGUAAACGUUCAAGAUCGUAGAAGUCUUGAUUCCACAGUUACUGAAUCUAGCUUCCAGCCUUCACAUGGAUGUUGCUCACAUGUGGUGAGUGAAGUGGCCUUAAUUAGGAAACAGCUUUCAGAGAUUGAGAGUAGACAAGCGAACUUGAUGGACGUGCUGCAGGAAUUCACAGCUGGGAUAAUGGAGAACAUGUCUGGUUUAAAGUCUAAAGUGUCAGGAUUAGAGCAUGAAGUGGAUCGGAUAUCUAGCUUUCUUGUGCAAGGAGCUAGGCAUUCAGAAUCAGCUGUUUCCCGGAUUAUGAAGCAGAACCAAAAUGGUUCCUCUCCUAGAUGCACACCCAGGCCAUCUAUUGAUAUUCUAUCUAGGCAGCCUUCACAUUUUUCCGUUAAGCACACUGAUAUUUGGGAUGGUUGUAGAACUAGAUCGAGAAAUUCAGUAUCAGCCAAUCAAGGUAUAGAAAUCAGCCCUAAUACUAGUGCAGUUGCUACUAGGAACCUUACAGGGAAAGGGAUGCUGAAAAGUUCUGGUAGAGGUUCCCAGAGCACCGUUCCAAAUGUCAAGAAUGGCAGCAAGCAAAGUGUGAUGGAGAAUCGGAACUUCUAUUGGGAACGUGUAAAAGAUUUUAUGUGUGAAGGCGACGUGGACUCUGCAUAUGCUGAAGCUCUUUCUUCUGGCAAUGAACUUAUUCUAGUCGAGCUUAUCAAUAGGACUGGUCCUGUACUGGAAUGUCUUUCCCGUCAAACCAUGAAUGCAGUUCUUACAAGUUUGGCUUCGUACUUCUUGGAGCAGAGAUUUAUCAACUCCAUCAUACCCUGGCUGCAUCAGGUUGUGGAGCUGAGCUCAAUCCAUGGACCAGAUUAUCUUGGUCUCUCUUCUAAAGGAAGAAGAGAAUUCCUGUCUGCGAUUCAGGAGGCAGUCGGUGUGGGAUUCUCGAACCCUGCUGAAAGAAAAUCUGUCACUCAGCUUGCAGCAAAACUACAGCAACUGUGGGGAAGGAACCCUUGACAUCUCCAACUGGAUCAACUCAAAUUCUAAUUUCUCUGGCCCGCCCUUGCUGUUCACUGGGUAACCGUCUGCUUGAGCUCUUGCUGUCGGCUGCUGCCAUUUUCUUCAACGUUUUCUGUUUUGUUCUGCAAGUGGUGGCGCUCUGUUGCCUUAGCUUGAUGUUACAGUUUCUGUCGAAUUAUGUUAUUGAUGCCGGUGUGAUGGAUGAAUCCCGGUGCUUUGCUUGUGAAGUUGUGUUAUUAGUAAAAUGCAGAUGAAAACGACCUUUUUAACCCCCGAAGAGAGAACAAGGGAAAAGUUAGAAAACACAAUACACCAUCAACUUAGAACCUCUUCAUCAACAGUUGUCGGCCUUAAUAUUCUAGUCUCGCAUGGCAACGAGUCCGAUUGAAUAUAAAUGUAGAGGAAACUU